AGGUAUGGACGUAACUCCUGGUCACCUAAGCUAUUCUACUAACAAACAUGAACGUUUCAAUGAGCCAUGGUUGGAUUUUUGCUUUCACAGUACAUUGCUACCUGGCAGCCCAUGGCAUAAGCGCGAUGACGUAAACAAGUCCGGAAGAAGCGCAUCUUUGUGGGUGAAACUUGCCGGCAGUCGCCUCUGAGCGCCCCACGCUACCUUGCCAGCCGUUCCCGAAGGAGCAGCCCGAGAUGGGAGCCGAGUGACCAGUACCUAUGCGGUGCUGACCAAGAUUACUAAGGCCUUUGCUGAAAAUAUACAGUUAUCCGAUGAUCCCAAGGAAAGGCAAAUGAUGUUCAAACUCCUGGGAAAUAACUUUGUACAAAACUAUUUUAGUGAAUAUCCAAAUGUUCCUAGUUUGCUGCAUCCACCAAACAUGAGUACAGUAGAUCAUGAGAAAAUGGAAAAAAAAGUGAAGCUGUGGCUUUGGAAUCAAUGGAAAAAAACAGCAGAGCAAUCAGGAUGUACUACAGAUGAUGGCACAGAAGAUAUCUCACCAGAAAUGACAAGUUUUAUAAAUCACACUUUCCAGCUGGUUGAGAAUAUAAUGGAUUUGUUUUUAGCCCAACAAGAAACAAAAAACAAGAGCCACUUUACAGGAAUGAAUGAUGGGUUUGUAUCAUGGAGAUCAUUUUUAAGGAAACGGCCAAAAUCAGUGGAAAGUAAAGACCUGCAUUUAACCAUUAACAGAACAGAAACAUUCUCACUCAACAGUAAUAAAGGAAUUUCAGGACAUCAGAUAAAACCACCACCUCUAAGCAGUGCUGGGGCUGAAGUGCUGGGUAAUUCAAUCUGUGCUAUCAUUUCAUUAGACUCAAGUACCAUGACUUCAGUCUGUGAUAGGCUUAAUGGACAACUUCUUCCAAGAGCUCUCAGACGGUUUAUAUGGAUGGAUAAACUUCUAAGGUCCGAAAAGAAUUUCAAAGAAGAAAAUACAAGCAUAAUAGAAAAGGAAGCAAGGGGACGAUAUGGAAGAACACUGGAACACAGAUGUUUUGAAUUAAAUCUAAGAAGUGCCACGCGCUCUCCAAUUUCAGGUCUUAUUGAGAAUGCUGUUGUGGAGGAAUUUGGAAACACUCCAUCCAUGUAUCCAUUUGCAUCAGAUGAAGACAGGAUUAAGGAAUCCAGCAGAUCAUUAAACAUUCUAUAUGUUUAUAAUGGUAUAUAUGAGCCCUAUCUAAUCCACCGGCUGUUUCCGCUUCAAAUGGCAUUUAGACAAACUCCAACUACAGCUGAGCAUCCAUAUGAAUUAUUUAUGUAUCUACAUCUUCUGAUUAAGAAUAUCUUCCCUUCAUGGCUGGAAAUUUUUGCAAUGGCUGAACGAGUCAUGGCUACCCUGAAGACAGAGGAUGUGGAGCUGUUUACUCAUCUAGAGCAUAUUUUUCCAAGGAAUGUGACUUUAAACCCAAAAGAUUUCUUAGUAGAACUGAUGGCUAGAGAGAGAGAAGAAGCUCUGAAACUUUAUGCAAGUAACUACAAGCCUCAAAGCUUGUCAAAGUUCCACGAGGAACACCUGGCAAGUCCAAUCAUCUUCCUUAGAAAAUGGAUGGGUGAGGGAUUUGUAAAUUCACUAGAUCUGCCUGCAGUUUUGCUAAUAUGGGAUCAAUUGUUUAUGCAAAACUGGAAUCGUAAUGUAAUGGAAAAUUUCUGCAUUGUAUUGCUUAUGUUAUUGAAAGAAUCAUUCAUGGCAGCCAACGAUUUUCCUGCUGUCAGACAGAUAUUUUUAAGUGGUGGAUAUAAUUUACUUACAGCUGAUAUACAAAAAUCUUGGAUCCACCUACAACAAGGAGGAUUACUUGCUGAUAUCCCUGGCAUGAAUCGAUUGAGCCAAAGGCAAGUCCGUGAACUGUCUCCAAGGAUCCAAGGCACAAUGGGUACUGGGAAUUUUAGAAACAUUUUGCCUUUUGGUGUCAAAGAUAUUGUACUGAAGAUCUUACAAAGGGACAGCUCUGAUACAUCUUUAAACACUUUUUUAAAAGAUUUUGAUCCAACUAACUUAAUGCUGACAUUAUCCGUAUAUUCUGGUCAUGUGAAGUUACAUUCAAAAACAAGUUAUUUGAAACCAAUUCUACGGGAACAGGUCACUGAGAAUCAAGCCAUCAGCAGUUUGUUUCUACUUAAUUUUAAUGAACUUUUAGAAUUUGAAUCUAUUGACCUAUCGGAUUAUACAAAUUAUACAGAAUCUGGAGGAAAUCCUUUUCUUUUAAUAAAAGCAUUUUAUAGUGAUGGAGAACAAGGUGUGCAUACACUUGGAUGGGCCAAAGUUGAUGCUUUUGAACAGGAAACAAGGAGCAGUCAGCUCAUAUGGAAACCCAGGGAGUUCUCGUCACUGUUAUCGCUUCAUUCUGGGAAGGAGCCAGAUAAUAUUAAUGAGUGCAAUUCAAGUGUCAGCGGAUCAGGAUCAAAUGAUUCAAGCAUUGAGUUUACUGUGUAUGAUCCAACAAAGGACUAUAAAAACAGCAUAGAUCAUACAGAAGAAGAAAGCAGGAAAGAAGAAGAUCUAUCACCUGUACCAGCCUGGGUGAAGCAUAAUGAAUUAAAUGUGUUGCCAACUCCUACAACAAUUGAGGAGCCCUUUAACUUAUGUAUUGAUGCUUUGCACUAUAUACCCGACUGUGCCACUAUAGUAAAAAUUUCAGCAAAAAUUCUAAAUUCGGGAACAAAAUCUGUAUCUGAAUAUGUGGCAUUCCCAAGCAAGGACAGUUCAGCCCGAAAUCCAGUGUUUAACUUCUGCCAAAAGCUAAACACUGAAGAUGAAAAGCUAAGUAUCAACGCCCAUGUUCUCUUUCAAGUAACUACAGUGGACCCACAUUCUGGAAAUUUGGUUGUGAUUGGAAACUGCAUGCUUCGAGUGUUUAAUAAUGAUGGAAAGCUUAACGUUGGAGGGUUUCAACUCAGGCUCAGAACCGGUAUACCAAACAAAAAACUACAAACUCUUGCACCCCCUGAUUUAUUGAAUUAUCCUGCUUUUCCAUGUUGUUCACUCUUGGUUCAACUCCGGCCACAUACUCAGCACCCAGAACCCAUGGCCAGCUAUACAUCGGGCUACUACUUUACGGAUGAUGCCAAACCAACAAGGUCAGAGCUUCAGAUUAUAUCCACAUUUCAGGAAGAUACUGUGUUCCCCAAGAGUGUAAAAGAUAUGGCAAAACAUUUCAUGGAGAAAGAGCAAAGCCAAGUUUCUGAAAACCAGUUGAAGGGCUGGUAUGAAGCAUGGUUAGGUGGUUACAAGUCAUCCGUGGCUCAGCCAUCCUUGACAAAUUGCAAUACUCACAAUGUGGUACGAUAUCAUCAGCAAGUUGGUCUGCGUGUGCGAAUAAAACAAGCAUUUGGAUUGGAAGGAGAUGGUCUAUACAUCAAUGCAUUUGCUAGAAUCUUAAAUGGACCACAGAGUAUUCAACUUCCAGAGAUACCAGACGGCUGGGGAGGGGAGAAGAAGCUGUUGACACAGCAGCAUGACUUCGCAAGUCUUCAGCGGUCACCAAGGUGGAUAGAUCCUUCAACGGUUCUUCAUCCUCAUUUAGAUGUUAACAGUGUGCUUCUAGUUCAAGUAUUUGGCAUGGCUGCUGCUUACAUUCCUUAUCCCAGCAAUGAUCAGCGUGGUCAUGUGAUAUCCCAUAAUGGACAAGAGAUUGAACUUCAGCCUCCAUUAGGAUGGGCUGUUUUCCCGCUGUUUGACAGGUACUAUGUGAACAGUGGCAUCCACAGUUCUCCUCUGUUUACAGGUCUUCCUAAUGCUGCCUUUCUACAGUCUGUAUCUGUGACAUCUGUAAAAGCAGCAAUUGAAGAGGGCUUAAAGAAAAAUAUAAUAUCGAUUAAUAAAAGUUAUGGAAGUAUAAUGGUUGAAAUUUGGGAUGGCCAUUAUUUUGAUGGUGAACAUCUCCCUUUACCAGUUAUCAAUGAUUUGCUUGCAGUAAGCAAUAUCAAGAAAUUCUUGGCUACUCAGAUGAGUAAGAAAGGCAAAGAAAUGUCUCUGUUAAUCAUAGAAAGCCUGGAUAAGAAACAGAGGAAAUUGCAAAGAAACAGUCAAGAAUAUCAGCAGCACCAGCGCUUUUACGAAGAGGCAAUGGGAGAGAAAUUUUAUGACCUUAUUGAGAUGGCCCUGCUGAAUGCUGGAUAUGGUCCUUUAUAAGCCAUCUGUUCUACAAAAUUACCUGGAACAGAUCUUAAACUGUAAAACACUGUACAUAGUGUUUCCGAAUAAAAACCAGUUGUGAAUUGUC
Hyla sarda is the source of this 4268-nucleotide messenger RNA. RefSeq lists its product as uncharacterized. Lineage: Eukaryota; Metazoa; Chordata; Amphibia; Anura; Hylidae. The record is from RefSeq and is a predicted model, not a curated record. Bases 335 to 4177 code for a protein of 1280 amino acids. The transcript is spliced from 30 exons.